AUGGACGAGGAAUACGACGUUAUUGUGCUGGGCACCGGGCUCACCGAGUGUAUCCUCUCGGGGCUGCUGUCCGUCGACGGCCAGAAGGUGCUGCACAUCGACAGGAAUGACUACUACGGUGGCGACAGCGCGAGUCUCAACUUGACCCAGCUGUACCAGAAAUUCCGCAACUCACCCCCCCCCGAGUCGCUCCAACUCGGCCGCGACCGCGACUACGCCGUCGACCUCAUCCCCAAAUUCAUCCUCUCCUCCGGCGCCCUCACCCAGAUGCUCGUCCACACCGACGUCACCCGCUACCUCGAAUUCAAAGUCAUCGCCGGCUCCUACGUCUACCGCGACGGCAAGAUCAGCAAGGUCCCGUCCACCGAGAUGGAGGCUGUCAAGAGCCCCCUCAUGGGCUUGUUUGAGAAGAGGCGGGCGAGAAACUUUUUCCAGUUUAUCCAGAAUUGGAAAGAGGACGACCCUGCGACGCACCAAGGACUCGAUAUCAAUACAGUUCCCAUGAAGGACGUCUACUACAAAUUCGGCCUCGAGGCCGGUACCCAAGACUUUGUCGGCCACGCCAUGGCCCUCUGGCUCGACGAAGAGUACAUUACCAAACCCGCGCGCGAGACGAUCGACCGCAUCAUCCUCUACACCGCCUCCAUGGCCCGCUACGGCAAAUCCCCCUACAUCUACCCCCUCUACGGCCUCGGCGAGCUCCCCCAAGCCUUUGCCCGCCUCUCCGCCAUCUACGGCGGCACCUACAUGCUCCAGAAACCCAUCUCCGACAUCAAGCUUUCUUCUGAUGGCAAGUUUGAAGGGGUGACGAGUGAGGGGGAGACGGUCAGGGCGAAGAAGGUUAUUGGGGAUCCGUCGUAUUUUGGGGCGGGGAAGGAAGAUGGGGAAGGGGGGAGGAUGAGGGUGGUCGAAACCGGCAAGGUGGUCCGUGCUAUCUGCAUUCUCAAACACCCCAUCCCGGGCACGGACGCUUCCGACUCUUGUCAGAUUAUCAUCCCCCAGAAACAAGUCGGGCGUAGGAACGACAUCUACAUAGCCUCAAUGUCUGGCGCCCACAACGUCGCUCCGAAAGACGUCUACAUUGCCAUCGUCUCCACCAUCGUCGAGACUAGCGUGCCCGAGCGCGAGAUCCUGCCUGGGCUGCAGUUGCUUGGGAAUGUACUUGACAAGUUCAUAUCCAUAACCCCCCUCUACGCCCCCACCUCUUCAGGGCAAGACGACAACAUCUUUAUCACCAAGUCCUACGACGCCACCUCGCAUUUCGAGACGGUUGUGGAGGAUGUUUAUGAUGUUUGGAGGCGUUACAAGGGGGGGGAGGAGUUGGUUUUGAAGAAGAGGGAUGUUGAGAUUGAGGCUUAG
Cryptococcus wingfieldii CBS 7118 is the source of this 1359-nucleotide messenger RNA. Its product is annotated as RAB GDP-dissociation inhibitor. Gene Ontology annotation, cellular component: cytoplasm. Gene Ontology annotation, molecular function: Rab GDP-dissociation inhibitor activity. Gene Ontology annotation, biological process: protein transport; small GTPase-mediated signal transduction; vesicle-mediated transport. Bases 1 to 1359 code for a protein of 452 amino acids. The record is from RefSeq and is a predicted model, not a curated record. Lineage: Eukaryota; Fungi; Basidiomycota; Tremellomycetes; Tremellales; Cryptococcaceae. The transcript is spliced from 6 exons.